UUUCCCUCAUGCUCAAUCCCCUAUCCUCUACAUCUCUCUGUCUCUCUCUCUCUCUCUCUCUUCGAACCUUUUCUAUUCUAAUCCAUAAGCUUCAAAUCCUCUGUUUUUGCUCUGCUUCUCUCUCACUCUCUCUUUUUCCUACUAAACAACAACCUUCUAUCACCCACAAGUCCUUUUCCUUUGAUUUUCCAUCAAAGACACUCAGUUUCUGUUUUCCUUUUUCCUAGUCGGAGAAGUCCAGACAACCCUUUUUUUCCUUAGCCAUUUUUGUGUAACAUUUUCUAUAUACAGGGGAAAGAAUUAUGGCAACCAUUGUAUGCCAAGGUUUACAACCAUGUCUAGAAUCUCAUAUUGUAGAACCAAGAACACUGAGGCUCAAACUUUCUUCUUCAUCAUCUAUACCUCAAUUCCCACAAACCCAUGAAUUAUCAGCCAUGAAAUCCUGUUUUAUGGAUUCAAAUACAAGAGAAUUUGCAGAGAAGAAGCAGAUCAUCAUGAAUCAUCAUCAUCAUCAUCUUCAAGAUAACAACAAUCAAAACUCCAAGAACUCUGAUUUGGGUGGUGGUUGGAGUUUCCUCCAGGCUCUUUCUCACCAAGUUGUUCCAAAGGUGGACAAGGAAACCAUUUAUGUUCACCCUCUUGUCAAACGCUCAUCUUCCACUCUGAGUGAGAAAAGCUUGGAGCUCUGCACUGAAAAUUUGGGAAACGAAACGGGCACCGACAUGAUCGAAAGCAACAUUUUCUCGGAGAAGGAAUUGUCUGUGGACUGUUUUUCAACGGUUGUUGGGAAUGAUUAUUUGCCGCAAAAGGAGGAACAGAGUUGCAAGGAGGAGAAGCAGAGUCAGCCUUUUGUUGCUAAGAAAGCAACAGAUCGAAGUUUCCCACCUCCUUUGACAACGAUAAGAGGCAGAGAUUCUCUACAAGUUAGGCCCCAGAGAGAGAAUGGAAGGCUAAUAAUUAAGGCAGUUAAAGCUCCAUUAAAGCAGAGUUGCUUUCAAGCUGAAAGAAGCAAUGGCCGCCUUCGACUGUGCUUGUUGGAAAAUUUUGCUCAUGGUUUUGACUCGGAAUUUGAAAGAGCUACUAUUAAUGGAGAAGAAAUAUUUAGUGAAAAUGAAAUAGAAGAAGACGACGAAAAUGACAGCAAAGAAGAAGAGGAAGAAGGAGAAGAAGAAGAUGAUGGGGAACAAGUAGGUGAAGAAAAAAGAGAUGAAGUCGAAGUUGGAUUGGAAAAGGAGAUGGAUGGUAAUUAUGUAAAAGCUGGGGGUGAAACUGGAAUAAUGGAGAAAUAUGGGAGGCCAAGCUGCAGAUGCAAAGAAGGAAGUGAACAAGAGAAUAAAACAGUAGUAUUAAAUUGGGAGCCUUUGUUGGUUACUUCUUAAAAAAAAAAAAAAAAAAAAAAAAAAAAAAAAAAAAAGCUUAAUUUUGGAACGUUACUAAUUCUCUAUAAUCAUUUAAAAAAAAAAUAUUCCACAAUUUUAUGUUUUGUCUUUCUCUCUUUUUGUUCUCUUUUUCACUUCCAUGAAUUCUCUCUUAGCUUCUUUCCUUGGGAAAAUAGAAUAUGCUUGUGGUUGGCAGUUA
Molecule: messenger RNA, 1578 nt
Organism: Ziziphus jujuba (common jujube)
Lineage: Eukaryota; Viridiplantae; Streptophyta; Magnoliopsida; Rosales; Rhamnaceae
Product: protein FANTASTIC FOUR 1
Exons: 1
Coding region: 303-1379 (358 amino acids)
Source: RefSeq, a predicted model, not a curated record